Molecule: messenger RNA, 1023 nt
Organism: Recurvomyces mirabilis
Lineage: Eukaryota; Fungi; Ascomycota; Dothideomycetes; Mycosphaerellales; Teratosphaeriaceae
Exons: 3
Coding region: 1-1023 (340 amino acids)
Source: RefSeq, a predicted model, not a curated record
AUGCCAUACAUUGACAGUGACAUCCCUGCCCUUACAGAGGAGCAGAAGCAAUUCUGGCUCGAGCAUGGCUAUAUCAAGAUUCCACAAUGCUUCUCGCGGGAGAAGUCUGACGCUUUCACAUCUACUGUCUGGACACGACUAGGUGCCGAUCCAAAUGACAAGUCUACAUGGCCGCCGGACAAGAUGAACAUGCCCGGCCACUCUGCCGUCUCGGCCAAGGAAUUUGCGCCUAAGGCUUGGGCGGCGAUGUGUGAACUGGUGGGUGGCGAGGAGAAGGUGUCGGAUUGGUGUCGAGACUGGAAGGACGGGUGGAUAGUGAAUCUUGGCAAACCGGAGUUCAAGCCUGAAGACCCGCUGGAGUUUCGGACGUUGGACAACUGGCAUAACGACGGUGACUGGUUUACCCACUUUCUAGACAGUCCUGAGCAGGCUCUCUUGGUCAUCCCGCUGUUCUCGGAUAUCAAGCCGAAGGGUGGCGGCACCGUGUUGUGUACGGAUGGGAUCAAACUGGUUGCCGAGCGGCUGUACGACCACCCACAAGGCAUGACGCCGUUCCUGAUGCCUCGAGGUAGUCCAGAUAUUCCCAAGACCAACCCAGAACGCCGGAGGAUUUGGCGAGAGUGGGCUACGAAUCCAGCCAAAACUCGCGAUGCGAGCUUCGUCGAGGCCACAGGUGAGAUUGGAGAUGUCUACAUUCUCCAUCCAUUCAUGCUGCACUCUGCCUCUCGUAAUCUGCGACGCGAUAUCCGCAUCAUCACGAAUCCGCCAGUGUCGCUCAAAGAGCCGUUUAAUUAUGAUGGCAAGAAUCCAAGUUUGGUCGAGAAGAAGACACUUCGAGAUCUAGGUCAUCCUGAAGGCAUUCCAGACUGGAAGAUCACCGAACCACGAGAGAGAAUCAUUCCUGAUCGUGUUAGAGAGCAGAUGGCGAUGAAGCAGAAGGAGCUGGAGAGGUUGAAGGCACAAGGCGUUGCCUUGAACAGCGUUGACGGAGCCAAGGAGCAUACCUCUUACUACCCGUCGUAA